UGAAUUUCGGUUUAUCUACUUGUUCGUUAAUUUCUCAUAUUCAGUAUAUCAUUCUUAAAUGUUUAACAGUUCUGACAAGACGACUAUCAGUCUCAUUGCAAUGUGUCUACAUACUACAUUACUGCUACUCCGAAAUUUGUUGCAUAUGCUACCUUACUGCGUUCGUCGGUUCAUUGUGAGAACAACAUUAUACUCACCGCUCUGGUUAUCGAGGCUGGUGAUGAACUUUGGGACAAGACCAGUCGGUGAUGAAAGUAAAUGGAUUCACAAAAUUGAGCAGAAUACAUGGAAAGGGGUCUGGAUUGUGCCCGACCUGGAUUCAUUGGAACAAGCGGAAUGUGAUGCAUUGAGCAACGAUUUAGUUGUUUUGUAUGCUCAUGGUGGUGGCUACUGCAAAGGCAACUCAACAAUGUACAUGGAAACGUUUCAGUUAAUCAUAAAUCAUCUACGAAUCGAACACAACAUUCGAGCAAGUAUUUUGUCGUUAGAGUAUAGUCUUAGUCCGGAACAUGUUUGGCCAAAGGCGUGCGACGAAGCAAUGGAAGCGUAUCAGUACCUGACCAGUACUAUCGGUAUCCCAUCAUCGAAAAUUAUUUUUGCAGGUGAUAGUGCCGGAGGAAAUUUAUUAGCAGUCACACUAUUGACAAUUAAAAGUGAAAAGCAUCAAUUACACCCGGCAGGUGCGGCACUUUUUUCGCCGUGGGUGGAUCUUUCGAUAAAUCAGUCAAGACUAGAAGAAAAGUAUGUGGGACACUAUGUGCCAAACUAUAAAAAUUUGAGUGAGGCGGCCAGACUUUCAGUGACGCAAAAUCCACAAAUAUCACCAAUCUAUGGCGAUUUUAGCAGUACUUGUCCAAUGUUCCUUUCAUAUGGUGAAAAUGAGCUGCUUAGAACGAGUAUUGAAAAUUUUAAGUUGAAAUUAGAGAAGGAUGCAGUUGAUGUGACCACAUUGAUAGGGAAAGAUGCACGGCAUGUGUGGUUGGUUUAUAGUUUGAUAGCUACAUCCGGAGAGACUUUUGAAAAGGAUUGUAAAGUAUUUAUCGAUUGGAUGGCAUCCAUAGUUACUGUAUCGUCUAAUGUUGCAAAAUGUCAAUCGACAGAUGUCACUGAAGUGGCAAUGACAUCUAUUUCUUUAAAAUAAAAAUUUAUACU
Messenger RNA from Bradysia coprophila, 1152 nucleotides. Its product is annotated as monoterpene epsilon-lactone hydrolase-like. NCBI's taxonomy places the organism in Eukaryota, Metazoa, Arthropoda, Insecta, Diptera, Sciaridae. The record is from RefSeq and is a predicted model, not a curated record. Gene Ontology annotation, molecular function: hydrolase activity.